Messenger RNA from Lasiodiplodia theobromae, 1206 nucleotides. RefSeq names its product Rhamnogalacturonase b protein. Gene Ontology annotation, molecular function: polygalacturonase activity. NCBI's taxonomy places the organism in Eukaryota, Fungi, Ascomycota, Dothideomycetes, Botryosphaeriales, Botryosphaeriaceae. Gene Ontology annotation, biological process: carbohydrate metabolic process. Bases 1 to 1206 code for a protein of 401 amino acids. The transcript has 2 exons. The record is from RefSeq and is a predicted model, not a curated record.
AUGUUGGCUUGCAUUCCCUCCUUUCUCUCCCUCCUCUUCCUCGCAGGUUCAACCAGUGCGCAACUGUCCGGCUCGGUUGGCCCUCUCACAAGCUUUGCAACCAAAGCAAGCAACAAGGUCUGCGACAUAACCGACUACGGUGCGGUCGCAAACAGCACCGAAGACGUCGGUCCAGCCCUCGCCGCCGCAUGGGAUGACUGCAAAGAAGGCGGGCUGGUCUACGUGCCGCCGGGCACGUAUGCCAUGGCGACAUGGGUGAGCCUGACGCACGGCAACGCGUCGGCCGUCCAGCUCGACGGCACCAUCUACCGUGACGGUGAUGACGGCGGCCACAUGAUCUCCUUCCGCGACUGCACCGACUUCGAGUUUUUCAGCGGCAAUUCCCAGGGCGCGCUGCAGGGCUACGGAUACAAGCUGCUGCAGAACGGCGAGUACGGCGCGCGGUUCCUGCGGUUCACCGACGUGAGCAAUUUCUCUGUGCACGGCUUUGCCAUGGUCGACUCGGCGAGCUACUACUCGGUGUUCGACUCGUGCUCGAAUGGCGAGAUUUACAACAUCAUCAUUCGCGGCAUCCAGAUCGGCGCUACCGACGGCGUGGAUGUCUGGGGUGAGAACCUCUGGGUGCAUGAUGUGGAGGUGUCGAACGGAGAUGAGUGUGUCACGGUCAAGAGCCCCGCGAAGAACUUCUUGAUCGAGAGCAUCCAUUGCAAUCUCAGCGGCGGCACUGCCAUCGGAUCUCUCGGAACAAACACGAAUAUCUCAAACGUUCAUUACCGUAACCUGUACAUGAACCAGGCCGACGCUUGCUACCUCAAGUCCAAUGGUGGUAAUGGAACAGUGAGCGACAUCAUGUGGGAAAACGUACUGAUUCACGGAGGCGCGUAUGUGCUGGCUGUGAACGAAAACUGGGAGUCACGAGAUGAAGAUUCAGGCGAUGGAGUGCAGAUCAGCAACUUGACGUUCAAGGACUGGAAUGGAUUCAACACCGACAACUCUCGUCCUACCAUCCGCAUUGAAUGUGCUGACGAAGUGCCUUGCUACGACAUCACCCUUGACAACGUCAACCUCUGGACAGAGGAUGGUGACUACGUGACUUGGUCCUGCCAGAGCGCUUAUGGCGAGGGCGCGUGCUUGCAGGAUGCUGGAGACGACGUUGAGAACCUCGCAUCCUACUCCACUGCCCAGACGGUCACCCAAACUCCGUGA